Messenger RNA from Enterobius vermicularis (human pinworm), 3843 nucleotides. The record is from the annotation of a GenBank genome assembly. Lineage: Eukaryota; Metazoa; Nematoda; Chromadorea; Rhabditida; Oxyuridae.
AUGUGUGAAGCGGUGCGAACGGACUUUGAAAACAAGGAAGCGGGUCAAAGACUGGCCGCAGGACGUUCUGCAUGUUGUAGUUUGAGCUCUUCAACAUCACCGAUGAUCAUUCAGCGAAGUCGAUCUCCAGUUCGUUCGGUGUUACCGUCCAACAGUGGGGCUGCGGCUGCUGCGAAACUGUAUGGAGUGCCUUUGAGAGGUAACACUGCAAAAGGUGGUUCGUCCUUGGCGCCAAGUGUUGAUAACAGAAGGUGGUCUGUGGCUUCUCUGCCGUCGUCUAGCGGCUACGGAACACCUGGCAGUAAUUCGGCAUUUUCGAGCGAAUACUCUUCACAAGAACAAUUAUGUGAGGCACUAGGGGACUUAAGGAUGGCACCUCGCUUUGAUAGUAACGAUAGUUACGCAGAAGAAACUCCGCAACAUAUUCGUCCACGAUCGCGUAGUUUGACGAGUCCUGUCGCGUUUGACUGUGAUCUUAACUGUGAUACAACAUUACGAAGUACUGUUUAUAAGGAACGUUUUCCCAAGGCUAAGCAACAAAUGGAGGAACGUUUGGCUCAGUUUUUAGACGAACAUGCUCCCCUCUCAGGCUCGUCUGUUGUAGAAUCUUCUAGUACUUCUAGACCGUCUUCUCCGCUAGUUGGAGGACUUUCAAUCAAUUCGUCAACUUAUUCUCAAAUUCAUUCGUCAUCACUUUCUGUCGCUGGUCAGUCUGCGGUGGAUCCGAAUAUUUUUCGUCUAAUUUCGGAUGGCGCAACUCGAUUUAUACAUCAUCAGAUCGUUGAAAUUGCUUCUGAUUGCCUAGCCAAAUCUAAAGAAGACCUUAUUACCUGCGCGUACUUUUGUGAAAUGUCUCAAAGGCUAGAAAAUAUUCUGAGUGAGGCUCAGGAGAAGACUAAUGCAGCAUCUUUUGCUUACUUAUCAAAGAUAGUUCGCUCCCUGCUUAUGAUUGUUUCUCGGCCGGCUAGACUUCUAGAAUGUCUUGAAUUUGAUCCCGACGAAUUUUAUCAGCUAUUGGAAGAAACAGAGGGUGCAGUUCGUGAGCAGCUCGGCGCGGGUAACGCUAGAGUGCCUGAUUUGCCACAGUAUAUAAUAAGCAAAUUAGGUUUAGACAGAGACCCUUUAGUUGAGAUGGAUCCAGAUUUGUUUGAAGCCGAACCCUUGCCUUCUACCAACACCUCGUUUGACAAUAGUGAUUCACGGAUUCAAACUUGGCCAGCAGACAACAAACCGCCUCGAGAAGAUGAUUUUGAAGUUAUUCGGCUUAUUAGUAACGGCGCUUAUGGCGCUGUCUAUCUAGUGCGUCAUCGGGAAACCAGGCAACGAUUUGCACUCAAGAAAAUGAAUAAGCAUACACUUGUUAUGCGAAAUCAAGUUGAUCAGGUUUACGCAGAAAGAGAUAUUCUUACUUUUACUGAUAAUCCGUUCGUCGUAUCUUUUUACGGUUCUUUCGAAACGCGACAACAUCUUUGCAUGUUAAUGGAGUAUGUGGAAGGCGGUGAUUGCGCUGCAUUAUUAAAGAACGCUGGAACUUUACCUUUUGAUGUUGCAAGGCUUUAUAUUGCUGAAACGGUUUUAGCGAUUGAUUAUCUUCAUUCGUAUGGCAUUGUUCAUCGUGAUUUGAAACCUGACAAUUUGCUUAUCACUGCAAUGGGACAUAUCAAGCUUACUGAUUUUGGUCUUUCUAAAAUUGGCUUAAUGAAUCGGACCACGCUUGUAUGUGAAGGGUAUUUAGACGUAGCUGAUACACAGCAAUUUAAAGAUAAACAACUUUGUGGCACACCUGAAUACAUUGCACCCGAAGUAAUUCUGCGUCAAGGAUAUGGCAAACCGGUGGAUUGGUGGGCAUUAGGGAUAAUACUCUAUGAAUUCCUGAUUGGUAUUGUUCCAUUCUUAGGCGAAACUCCAGAGGAACUUUUUGCAAAUAUCAUUGGAGAAGAUAUUGAGUUUCCUGAGGGUGAGGAAGCGCUUCCUAAUGAAGCAGAGUCUUUAAUAAUUCAGUUGUUAGAGAAGAAUCCUGCCCAUCGUCUAGGCACUUUGGGUGGGGCGCAGCAAAUUAGUACUGAACCCUUCUUUGCCCAUUUGGAUUUUCGGUAUUUGUUACGCCAGAAAGCGGAAUUUAUUCCCCGAUUGGAAAAUGAAGAAGAUACGUCAUUCUUUGACACUAGAACUGACAGGUACAACCAUGAUGCUGAAAGUGGUGAUGACGACACCGCUCCGAUGUUUGGAUCUUUUAGCACAGCAUCUCCGCGACAUUCCAUUAUUGGAUACGAACAUGCUUCAAACCUUCAGAUGUCUUGUAGUAUACCUACUCAAAGUUCUUUCCCAGAGCCAGUAAGUAGGACACGAGCCGAGUCGGAAUCGGUAGUUGCAAACAGAUCAUGUGAAUUAUCGGAAGGACCGUCGAGUGAUUCCAAAUUUGAUUCGGCGCUUCAUUUACGCCGAAGAUUUUCCGCUCAGCGUCAGACUAAUUUAUCGACUUCUAGCAGUGGGACAAUGGGUACGGGAUGCUUCAACACGGCAUGUUGUUCUACUGAUUCGUCUAUGGAUGCUUCUGUUUUGUUAGGUGAUGCACCUUGUCACUCUCCUCUUUCACUUGAGGGAGCACGUCGUAAUACGUCAACUCCAUCUCCUCUUCCUAGGUUUGCUAUAUCGUGUGAGCCUGACGAUUCUCACUCAGCUACUGGAGAAAGAAAAGAACUUUCGCCGGUCGAUGAGGCUCGACCACCCUCUGAGAAGGAUGUUCCUGAUACUUCGCGAUCUGACUGUGCGGAAGUAGUUUUGCGUGGUGGUGGUAUUGCAAGGAUCGGUGCAGGUGGUAGCUUGCAACUCGUUAUUCCUGGCACUGGUAAUGGUGUGUCGCAACAUUCUCCGGGUGCUGGAUCUGUUUCCAGCGUUUCUUCUGUCGAUUGUUCAUCACCUAUAGCUCCAGCAUCAUCUUCGACUUCUGGGCCAGAUUCUUCCAUCUCUCAUAGUUGCCAAAAACCACUUAUUGUUAUUAGAAAAGGUCCUAAGGGAUUUGGUUUCACUAUUCGAUCCGUACGGGUAUACUUAAGUGAACAUUCUGAUUACUACACUAUUGAACACCUUGUCAUUGAAGUAGAUGAAGCAUCUCCAGCUUACGAAGCAGGUCUUCGUGCAGAUGAUCUUAUCACUCAUGUAAAUUCGCAACCUGUUUCAAAUUUGACUCACCCUCAGUUGAUGCACAGGAUAUUGUCUUACGGCAGUGAACUGACACUCAAGGUGAUUCCAAUGUCAUCUACGACAAUUAGGGAAGGAGCGCCGCGUCGUUCGGUUGGUAAGUUGGCAAAAAAGAAGCCUAAGCGGCCACAGAGGCGAGUUCCAAUGGAAAAGAAACCUCGCAAACCUUCUUCCCUGUUGCGCCACUUGAGUGGGAAGCGUGGAAAUAAUGAUAUCGUGCCCGGAAGUUCUUUGCAAAAACAGACAUUUAUACCUCGUUCGGUGUCUAGUCAGGAUGGGAUACAACUGAGCACUUCCGUUACAAGUACCACCCCAUCUACUUCUGCUACCGCAAUAGUGACUACCGUCACUUCACGUUCAAAGAGAAUGUCAGAUGUUGGUGUCGCUCAAGAGGAAGUGUGCACUGCUGGAAAAUCUCCGCUUGCUGUCCCCCAAGUUAUAAGGCCGUCGACUUUGCAGGGUUUGAAACACAAGGUUGCUGGGAUGGCUCAUCAGUUGACUGCCAGAAAAUAUACGAGUUCUGUUCCAAUGCCCGUUAGUCCGUUAGCGAGGAAUGAAAAUGUUGCUCCGAACUUCUCGAGGUCUCCUAGUCCAACACCACAGGUAAAUGAGGAUGUAUCGGCUGACGUAAAGGAAGAAUAA